AUGUCCAUGCCAAUAAACCCCUACCUCUGUGGCCAUCAGCUUAUGCGUUUCUACCUCAGCCAGCAGCUGGAAAGCAACUUUCACCAUCUGACUCUUUACACUCCAGAGGACCUGGCCUUGAUGGUCGAAUGUGAAGCUCACGGCGAUGACGCAGAUGAGGAAGACUUCCCAGCUAUGUGGGCUACCAACAUACAUUGGCUACUUGAAAUUGUGCCGAGUCUUGAUAUGAUCAUGAAGUCGCUAGGCGGAGGUUACUAUAGCUGGAUGGCUAGAUGA
Fusarium poae is the source of this 276-nucleotide messenger RNA. RefSeq lists its product as uncharacterized. The transcript has 2 exons. NCBI's taxonomy places the organism in Eukaryota, Fungi, Ascomycota, Sordariomycetes, Hypocreales, Nectriaceae. The record is from RefSeq and is a predicted model, not a curated record. The coding region runs from base 1 to 276 and encodes 91 amino acids.